Messenger RNA from Spea bombifrons (plains spadefoot toad), 855 nucleotides. RefSeq names its product olfactory receptor 6Y1-like. Gene Ontology annotation, biological process: G protein-coupled receptor signaling pathway. Lineage: Eukaryota; Metazoa; Chordata; Amphibia; Anura; Pelobatidae. Gene Ontology annotation, cellular component: membrane. The transcript has a single exon. The record is from RefSeq and is a predicted model, not a curated record. Gene Ontology annotation, molecular function: G protein-coupled receptor activity; olfactory receptor activity. Bases 1 to 855 code for a protein of 284 amino acids.
AUGACUAAUAGGCAACUCCAGAAGCCAAUGUAUUUCUUUCUCAGCAACUUCUCUUUCCUAGAGAUUUGGUACAUCUCUGUCACAGUCCCUAAAAUGCUAUACGACUUCCUUAGUCUUAGAAAGACUAUAUCUCUGGUGGGGUGCUUGACACAGUUUUACUUCUUUUUUUUCUUUGGUUCCACUGAGAACCUUCUUCUAGUUAUUAUGUCAUUUGACCGAUAUAUUGCCAUCUGCUACCCCUUGCAGUACCUAAUCAUCAUGAAUGAGAGAUUUUGUCAAGUUUUGGCAGCUGCAUCGUGGCUGACGAGUGUCAUUGCUAUGAUAAUUGUGAUCAUCCCUGUAAGCCAGUUGUCCUUUUGUGGUGUAAAUGAAAUUGACCAUGUUUUCUGUGACUUUUCCCCAUUGGUCAAAAUCUCGUGCAACGGGUCCACAUUAACUGAGAUCAUUUUCUUUCUUUUGGCUGGAGUUGUAAUGAUAGGAUGCUUCACCCUCAUCAUGGCUUCCUAUGUCCGUAUCUUGCUAACUGUCCUGAGCACCUCUUCAUCUUCUGGCCUACGGAAUGCACUUACUACUUGUACCUCACAUUUAAUUGUAGUCUUUAUUUACUAUGGAACAGUGAUGUUCAUGUACAUGAGACCUUCAGCUAUGGUCACCUAUCAUACGGACAAAAUAGUGUCUGUCUUCUACUCAACACUUACCCCAUUCCUCAACCCAAUUAUCUAUAGCCUGAGGAACAAGGAAGUCAAGGAAGCCAUAAAGAGGACUUUAAGGAUAUCAUGUCAGAGGAUCCACAAACAAAAGAGUGUUCAAAAAUUAUCUGUUACUACCUGGCAAAAAACAGUAUUGAAAAGGUAG